This is a messenger RNA of Trichobilharzia szidati, 5498 nucleotides long. The record is from the annotation of a GenBank genome assembly. NCBI's taxonomy places the organism in Eukaryota, Metazoa, Platyhelminthes, Trematoda, Strigeidida, Schistosomatidae.
GUCGGAUUUGAAGGUCACGUUUUUCUGUUCUUAGGACUGUAUUGCUGGUAUGGAUGGGUCUUCGUUCGUAUAAACUGCAUGGAGCCUAAUAACAUAAAUGUAAAACCUGAGCCACCUUUCACUAGUUUGUCUUCUGGAGUAAUUUAUCCAUUAUCUGUUAACCAUAAUCCCGGUAAAAAUCACCCAAGUUCACUAUGUACUGUUCUUCAAAAGGAUUCUUAUUCAAAUACCUUGUCAGUUUGUAUGCCUCAAAUGGGGUUUCCAAUAAAUGAUAAUUUAGUAUUGUCAUCUCAGACGAAAGUGGAAUUUUUUGAAUCCGAAUCUGAUAGUAGUCACAAUUGUCUUGAGGAUAAUUCCAACGUACUUUCUGUCCAUUCUCUGGCUUCCGAAUUUCAAGUGCCGAAUUUACCUAGCGAAUGUGUUCAUAAACAUCCUGCACAUACAACAGCUAAGCCUAGUGAGGCAUUAUUUGUUCGAGCUCUUAUUGGACGGUGUAAACGUAUUGCUCCAUUAUGGUUUCGGGGUGUUUCAUCAAUGCGUGAAAGAAAUAGAGAGGAAAACCGUCGUAUGGCGUGUAACAGUGGACAAAGCCAAAGUGAUUGGAGUCUUAUAGCACUGAAGAUUGCAGAAAUGAAUGCUAACACAGAAACGGAUGCCGUCUCCAAUUUACUGAAAAAAUUGUAUAAAGAAUUACCGAGUGAUUCAGUAUUUUGGUUUCUCAAAUGUUGGCUAGGCAGUGAAGACACGCUGAAAGAUCCUGACUCGUGUGUUAUAAGUCGUGGUGAUGCUAAAGGUCGUAUGCGGCGUAUAGACGGUGGCAAAGGUUCAGAUAAGGUUUGGAGGUUAGAUACAAUCGUUGGUAUGCUUUAUCAUGGAUUGCCUAUGUCAAGCACGGAUACAAAUAUAAUGAUGCAUACAUGUGAUCAUGAACUAUGUGUUCGUCCACAGCAUAUACGAUUUAGAGCUAGUUCUGUAGCUCUAGUUGUCGUGCUGAAGGCUUUAACUCAAGCUGGAUAUACUAUUAUUCCGCCAACAAUUUCUGCUGGUCCAAAUGGAAUCUCACCUAAUGCAUCUGAUGAAUCUGUAGACGUUUUUGGACCUUUUUCAAUUGAAGAACUUCAACAGUAUAGAAGUGAAAAUUUAAAUCCUGCAAGUGAAUCAAUGUCUAAGCUGACACUGAGUGCAACGGAUCGUGAACUAGUUGAUAUGGUCCCUGUGAUUAAAGAUGCCCUGCAACAGUCUGAAAUAUCAUCUACACCGGUCGCCAACUUGAAUCGAGUGAAUUCACUUCCAAAUUCGUACAUGUCAUAUACCAAUUAUCAUAAAUCACAUAAACUGGAUCUAUCAAGAGAGUCUUCAGCGAUGAGUAGUAGCAGUGCUUUCUCUCCUAGUUCUAUUAAUAACGACUCUAGACAUUCACCUAUCCGACGUAUAUCGAAUGGAUUUACUUCUGCAAUGACAACAUCAAAACUUAACGCAACUAAUUGUUGUCUUAAUAAUAAUAUAUCUGGUAUAUCAGAUUCAGGAUCAACAACUACCAGUAGUAAUGCUACACCGCAUACGACUACCGUGUGUUCUAAAGAAAAUGCACUGUCACCAAAAUCGGAACGAUAUAGCUUAAAACGACCACCGCCAGACUCGCCAAGUUCAUUUCCAUCAUCUCCAGCUAAACUUUCUUACAAUUUUCAUCCAUCUUCAAGUCCACCUCUACUGAUAUCUGAAGUACCACCGAGUAGCUGUAAUCGUACAACGCAGAUUCAUCCACAGAUUCGUCGACCGUCGGAUUCUACACUGAUAACUGUUAAUAGUGUUAAUACUUCUGGCAGUUUAUCAUGUUCAAAUAACAACAAUAAUAAUAAUAAUAGUAAAAAUUCAAGUGCAUUUUAUGCUGUUUCUAUGCAAGAUAAUGCAAACUCUCUGCAACAACGAUCCCUUCAAUCAACUAUCGCGACUACAACAAAUAUGCCUAUUUCUAAUAAUGGGAUUAUGUUGCCUCGACCAUUGGAUUCAUCUCAUUCAAUGACAAAUGGUGGGGGUUAUCAUCGAUCAAUGUCUCAUCAACCGCAUCAUCAUCAGUUUCAUCAUCAGUCUGACCAACAAAUAAUAUCACAACAACACCACCAACAACAAAAUCAUGCACCGUUUACUUCUCUAUCCUGUUCCCCUCCACAUCUUCAUCAUCAACAGACAUGUUCCAUGCAACAAAAUCAACGUAAUGCUGUUGUGUCUAAGGAGAAUAAUCCUUUUCUAUGUACACAUCCUUAUCUUGGUUUAUUAGUUUCUUCUGGUCCAAUGAUGAAUGGUUUAUGUGCGCACACACCGCCUAUCAAUAGUAGUACUAGUGGUAAUGGGAGUGGGGGCGGUAGUGGUGGUGGGAAUAUUCCACUUCUUCUUAGCAGUUCCGGUUGUUCAUCUAGUGGCAAAUCAACACCACGUCAACCAGCAAAAAAGCGCCCAGAGGCUAGAACGCCUACAAUCGAUGGUUCAUGUGAUGAAAUGCCAUUAGGUAGUGGUGGUGGGGGUGGAAGUGGUGGUGGUCCUUCAUCAUCGAAUACACUUUCAUCAAUUUGUAAUUUUGAUGAUUCACAUUCACAUUUGUCAACAUCAUCAUUGGAGUCAACAACGAAUACAUUUAUGGUACAUCAUAAUACACCAUUUGUCCCCGUGCAUGGUAGAUCUGGACGACCUAGUUCUACAGAAUUGAUUCAUCCAAGCUUAGGCGGUUAUAUAAACAGUAAUCCUGGUUCUAAUAGUCUUUCAUCAUCAUCAUCCAACUCUUCCUCCUCCUCGUCAUCUGCGUCAUCCUCGUCAUCAACGACGACGACGUUGACGUCGACGACAACAGCAGCAGCAGCAACAACAACAUCAUCUAUAAUGACGACAACAACCAACUCAUUGAACAAUUCACCAGGGAAACAAAUUUCUGACAAUAAAUAUCAGAUGGCAAUAAUGACUACUGGCAGUAAUCGUCCUAAUCAUCACCAACAUCAUCUGUCGUCUACAAAACUGGAUCAUAGGAAUACUGAUGAAGACGAAGAAGAAGCUGAAAUGGAUCAAGAAUUGGUUGAUAUUAUGGUUGGUCUGAACGGUGGUGUCGGUGGUGGUGGUGGUGGUGGUGAGUCAAAGUUCCCCUUUUCAUCAUCAGCGAGUCAUUCAAAUAACCUAUCGAUUGGAGGACAACAUCAACAACAACAACAACAUCCCCUGAUGAUGGCUAAUAAUCGUCAUCAACAGCAUCAUUUGCUUGGUAAUGACAUUGGUGCUAGUCCUGAUGGUCGACGAGUUAUAGCUGCUAUGGUUGCAGCUUUGGCAAAUGUCAGUAAUUCUCCGCUAUUGGAUGGAUCAACACCAAUUAAUCCUCGUCGAAGUGUAUCCGCGUGUAGUCUUCCACGUUUUGAUAUUAGUCCAAAUGAUGAUUUUGUGGAUUUAAUUUCACAUACUACUACUACUACUAAUACUACUAAUAACAACAACAAUAAUAAUAGUAGUGGUCAUUCUACACGAUUGUCAUCCUCUCUUCACUUGUUCUCACAAUUGAAUCAUAAUCAGCACAACCAACACCAACAAAUCAAUCACUCCCUUCCUAUGAAUGAUGGAUUAAAUACCACUGCUGCUAUCACUACUCCUACCACCACUAACUGUAAUCAAAAAGUAGUCGACAGAAGACUUGCCUGCUGUGAUGAUGAUCGAUCGACAACUCCACCGCCGCCAAAAUUACUUUCUUCAACAGCAGCAAUGACAGCUUCAUGUAAUCCUCCUCUUCCUGCUCCUGGUGAAUUAUGCCUAUCUCCAAAGUUUUCAACGAAUACUAAUUGUACAGUGAAUCAUAUUAAUAAUAAUAGUAAUAACAACAAUGGUGAGUAUGGUGGCUUCAGUUUUAAAGAUUCCGCAUCUUCUCCACAAGAAUCAAUGCAACAAGAAUUGGCCACGCUGCUUCGAAAUUCCCCGGCAUCUGGAAUCAGUCAAGAACUCAUUGAUAUGCUGGCUAACAUGGCUCAACAAUAUGGAAUGCAACAAUCGCGUACAGGCAGUCGAGCUAGUCGUCCAUCAAGUCAAGUUGCUCAACACUUUUAUCGUAGCCUUGUCAAUGGAUCUGUUUGCGGUUCACCCUUCUCAUCAUCAAUGACUGGUGGUGGUGGCGGCGCUUCUACUCCCUCCUCAGGUUUCAAUUUCCUUCAUACAAAUAACAAUAACAACAGCAGUGGUGAUGCGUUUAACACCAUCUCAGGCGGACAUAUUUUAACACCUUUUAAUGGUUUGAAUUCAUGUUCCACUGUUCAUCAUUUGCGUAAUUUAAGCUUUACCCCGUUGUCUAUCGAUGCAGACACAUGUAUCGGUGGUGGUGGCGGUGGCGGUGGUUCACAAGCACCAUUGACGACUUCGACUACGACGACGACUACUACGAAUUGUACAACUGCCAAUCAAUAUUCUUCAUCUUCUGCAUCAUCAUCAUCACCACCACCGCCAUUGCAACAACCCCGCCCCCUUCAUUAUUUUUCUCUUCAUUCCCCACCCCCCUGUCCUUGUCAUUGACAACAGCCAGUAGUAAUCAUGAUACAGCCGCUGUAUCGACAAUAGAUACCAAUACGACUAACAAUAAUAAUAAUAAUAAUUGUGUUAUCAUGCCGUCAAAAUCGUGUUAUACAUUAGAAAUGAAUCGAGCGAAAUAAUGAAAAUGAUAAUGAUAAUAAAUAAUGGUGAUGACUUCAGAAAAAUCUUUCUUAUUUCUCAUUUUCAUGCCAUCUCCAACCCCCAGCCCACUUUCUCCCGUUGAUUCUUUUUGCCUCCAUUGUUUCAUUCUUGUUUAUGUUUAUGUACACUUACACACACACACACACAAUACCAAUGAUAUGACUGACUACUUCUCAUCUGCAUUAUUUUCUAUACUACAAUCUUGUCUUUUGUACACUCAGAGUAACACAAACACACACGCUACAUUUGUCACUUUGGAUUCUACUGAAAUGUUUCUGUGACAAAAAAUACAACAAACAACAACAAACAUUUUUGUUUACAAAUCUGUGUUUACCAUACUUGUUUAUUUAUUUAUUUAUUUGGUUUAUUCGUAAAGACAGACAAAUAUGAUGAAGUGUCUAUUGCAUUUCUACGAUACCAUCCUCUCUCUUCCUGUCCCCAUCUCUGUCUGCCUUCUGUCUUCUAUUUCUCUUCGCUUUGGUUUCGUGUGUGCGUGGACACUUAAAUAUGUGAUUUACGCGUUUGCUGUUAUCCUCAAAUACUAUCAUCAUCAUCUGGGUCCCGGGCAUUCCUAAUCUUCUCCUCCUCUUUUUAUGUAUGUUCUGUUUUGUGUUCCACUCUCUCUCUCUCUCAUUUUUAGGCACUUUUCCCCAUUCAUGAUGGAUUUCUUCUUCUGUUUGCUGGUCGUCUACUACGUAUUGGUGGUACUGCAUGUUGUUGUUGUUGGUGGUGGUCGUGGUCGUUAACAGUCGGUGUGUGUAUUUCUGAUUUCAAGAGUCAAAGUUACUCCCGUCUACUUGCUGCUU